This is a messenger RNA of Mangifera indica (mango), 1128 nucleotides long. Its product is annotated as plant cysteine oxidase 2-like. The transcript is spliced from 5 exons. Bases 155 to 1009 code for a protein of 284 amino acids. Gene Ontology annotation, molecular function: oxidoreductase activity, acting on single donors with incorporation of molecular oxygen, incorporation of two atoms of oxygen. The record is from RefSeq and is a predicted model, not a curated record. NCBI's taxonomy places the organism in Eukaryota, Viridiplantae, Streptophyta, Magnoliopsida, Sapindales, Anacardiaceae.
CCAUCUUCCCCUCUCGUUUCCUCAAUAACCAGCUCUCUCAAAAUCGUUUCUUUCUCAUCACUUUCACACUGAGUUUCGAUUUCUCUUGGUGGGAUUUCUGAGUUUUUCUUGUUUUUAAUCUCAACUCAGUCUACAAACUUCAACGAGAGCUGUGAUGACGAUGGAAGGCGCGCUGAUUGAGCGAAGAAGAGAAAGAGUUGAGCAUGUGAACAAGGUUGGAUAUGCUCAUAAACCUAUCAAAAAGAAGAGACGAAAAACCAGAAUUCAAAGAUAUGUAAAGCCUAAGGUCCCUCGGGCGCUGCAAGAAUUGUUUGUUGCUUGUAGAGAUGUGUUCAAAGGCCCCGGCACUGUGCCUGCUCCUUGUGAUGUCAACAAGUUGUGCAAAAUUCUUGAUAAUAUGAAGCCAGAGGAUGUUGGGCUAAGCAAUAGGCUGCAGAAGAUCUUCAAUGCUCAAGAUGCAGUUAAAGUUAAAGGGUCUCCAAUUGUGACGUCCACCACAGUAUACAAGUGUUCGAAUUUUUCGCUAUGCCUCUUCUUUCUUCCUGCAACUGCUGUCAUCCCCUUGCAUAACCAUCCUGAAAUGACUGUGUUCAGCAAACUCCUCCUGGGAACAAUGCACAUCAAAUCCUAUGAUUUGGUUGAUCCUGUGCCCUCCCAUGACUCAAUGCAACAUUCACAACGUAGACUGGCAAGGUUAGUAGCUGACAAAGAUUUCACUUCUCCGUGCGACACUUCUGUAUUGUAUCCAACCACUGGCGGCAACAUCCACGAAUUCACUGCUAUUACAACGUGUGCAGUACUCGAUGUGCUUGGCCCUCCCUAUUCAAAAGAGGAUGGUCGAGACGGCUCACACUACAAGGAGGUUCCAUUCUGUGCAGUUUCAAAUGGAGAAAAUUCAGUGAAAGAAGAGGAGGGUGAGUGUUAUGUAUGGCUGGAAGAGACUGAAGUGCCGGAGAAUUCACAUAUGGAUGAAAUUGAGUAUUUGGGUCCACAGAUUGAUGAUAAAUAGUUCCCGGCUAUCAUAUUUUUCUUCAAAGAAAAUGUUCCCAGCUAUCAUAGUUUCUUCUUCUUCAGAGAAAAUGUUCUUUUGUAUCUAUAUGUAAUACAAGUGAUGUUUUUUUUAUGGCA